Molecule: messenger RNA, 1902 nt
Organism: Coccidioides immitis RS
Lineage: Eukaryota; Fungi; Ascomycota; Eurotiomycetes; Onygenales; Onygenaceae
Exons: 2
Coding region: 167-1600 (477 amino acids)
Source: RefSeq, a predicted model, not a curated record
GUUUCCUGUUAUUUCAGCGGUCGCCCAAAACCUCGUGUGAUGGAACUCCUUUUCCCAACGUCUCUCGUCCUGGACGUGAAGGGUUGUCUCCACGAGCUCAAGUCAAGAAAACCUGAUAUAUCAAGCCGGUAACAUAUCAAAACGCUCGGUGUGCCGUCAAAAGACUAUGGCAUUGGCCCGGAUCUCUCGAUUCCUGCCGCUUCGCCGUGCGGCGUCCACAGCAGCCCAGCCUACCAAAGCUGCUGGGGACAUCUCGUCGGUUUUUCCUAGCUUGAGACCCGAUUAUAAGCCGGAAGCCCUUGAUGUGCGGUUCCAGGAACUCAAGCAAAAUCUAUUUGAGCAAAAUCCUCAGCCAUUGAUGCAGAGUUGGUCCCGGCUCCUCUCAAGCUUGCAGAAUGAGAUUGUAGAAAUCCGCGCCAAUGGGAACAAGGUUAUUCCGUCACUGAAUUUCAAUGACCUGAAAACUGGAAAUUUGUCCGCCCAAACGCUUUCAGACAUUCGCCGGCGUGGAGCCGUCGUUAUACGCGGAGUAUUUCCAAGGUCGUUCGCACUUGAGCUCAAACAGCGGGCAAUGGACUAUGUAAUGGCCAAUAAGGCGAGGGUAAAGGCGUUCCCGUCCGAUUGGCCUGUUGUCUAUGAGCUGUAUUGGUCUCCGUCACAGGUAGAAGCGCGUUCUCAUCCGAACAUGCUUGAGACCCAGCGCUUUCUGCAAGGCCUAUGGCAUUCGUCGGAUCCAUCUACUCCGGUUUCCAUGCGACAUACCCUUUCAUAUGCGGAUAGGCUUCGUAUCCGAGAGCCUGGGGAUGCAAAAUUUACUCUAGGGCCACAUGCUGAUGGCGGGUCUCUGGAGCGCUGGGAGGAUCCGGAAUAUUCAAAGGUCUACCGUAAAAUACUCCAGGGAUCGUGGGAAGAUUAUGAUGCUUUUGAUGCCGCACACCGUGCCACUGCAAAAAUGGAUUUAUACGGCGGGCCCGGUGCUUGCUCGAUGCUCAGAUUUUUCCAGGGCUGGCUUGCCAUGUCAGACACUGGGCCUGGAGAAGGGACGCUAAGUGUGUGCCCAAUGCUCAAGCAUAGCACGGCAUAUACCAUCCUUCGCCCGUUCUUUGACCCUGAAACCUCACGCCCACUGAAUGAUUCAACAUUUCCCGGGGCGGUACCGGGGGCCGCCCAGGAAUUUUCGAAGACAAGUCACCCUCAUUUAGAACUUUCCACUACCAUGGUUCCAAUGCCACGGGUACAGCCAGGGGACUUUGUGGCGUGGCAUUGUGACGCCCUUCACUCUGUGGAUAAAGAACAUCGUGGGAAAGGCGACUCAAGCGUCCUUUACAUCCCUGCAGCACCUCUCUGCGAAAUGAAUGCGGAGUAUCUUAAGAAACAAAGAGAAGCAGCUUUGGCCUAUUCUCCACCGUGGGACUUCCCGGACGCUGGGGGGCUUGGUGAACGAGGUUUUGAAGGUGCGGUCGAUUGGUCUACCCUGAGAGAUGAAGGACUCCAAGCAAUGGGCAUGGGUUCGAAACCCUGGGCGAUCGAGGAUGGCAUGGGCCAGGGUGAAAUUGAGGCUGUCAAUGCUGGAAACAGAAUUUGUUUCGGAGAAAUAUAAACGGAGAUUUGAACCAUGAAACUUUGGGUAUAUGACAAGGGUAUAGAUUAAGUCAGGGAUUUAAGGACUAUUGAUUCCUCUGAAACCGCGAAUGACAUUGAUGGUUUAAUCCUGAUGGUCGAGAGCAAAUGAACAUGCAGCUGCCGCGAAACUAUGAUCAUCGAAAACAUGUCUUAGCUUCGUUGAGUGUUUUGAACUAUGAUUUAAAUAAAGAAGAGCAAGACAGCUACUUUGCACACGUUACUAGCCGAACUGGUUCACUUUCCGUGGAGUAAUAAUAAGAUCAUUUCGAGCUUCUUGAA